This is a messenger RNA of Phascolarctos cinereus (koala), 2427 nucleotides long. Lineage: Eukaryota; Metazoa; Chordata; Mammalia; Diprotodontia; Phascolarctidae. The record is from RefSeq and is a predicted model, not a curated record.
CAGGGCUGGGGCAGCCGGGGAGGAGCUGUGAGUCAGCACACCAGGAUGGGAGCUGCUUUGGUGACUGGGCCAGCAGAUUUCUGUUCAGAGACAUGCUCACUGUCCACAACCAUUUGAAGUGAAUCGACAUUCAGGAUAAGUGAUGACACGAGAACAGUACAUAUUGGCAACACAGCAGAAUCACCUGCCCCAAACGGAGAAUCCUCAAUUUUAUCCGGUCGGAAUUUAUGGAUGGAGGAAGAGGUGCUUAUACUUUUUUGUCCUCCUGCUUCUGGUUACUGCAAUUGUUAACUUAGCCAUGACGAUAUGGAUAUUGAAAGUGAUGAAUUUCACUGUGGAUGGGAUGGGAAAUCUGAGAGUCACCAAGGAAGGAAUCCGACUGGAAGGUAUAUCUGAAUUUCUACUUCCAUUGUAUGUGAAAGAAAUCCAUUCCCGAAAGGACAGCCCGCUGGUCUUACAGUCUGACAGAAAUGUUACCCUGAAUGCCCGGAAUGCCCUGGGGCAACUCACUGGCCAGCUGACUGUAGGGGGCUUGGAGAAGGUGGCUGACUGUGGACUCCACACCUCUUCAAGGAUUGGACUUCCCCUGUUGUGGGUUCCAGGAGCAGAUGCUGUGGAAGCUCAGUGUAAAAAGUUUGAAGUGCGUGAAAGUGAAGGUGGCAGGGUCCUGUUUUCUGCCAAUGAAGAAGAGAUCACCAUUGGGGCUGACCGACUGAAAGUAACAGGCACAGAAGGAGCAGUGUUUGGACACUCUGUGGAAACACCUCACAUCAGAGCAGAACCUUCCCAAGACCUCAAGCUUGAAUCUCCAACUAGGUCUUUGAUCAUGGAAGCACCCAGGGGUGUGCAAGUGAGUGCAGCUGCUGGAGACUUCAAGGCCACUUGCAGGAAAGAACUUCACUUACAAUCCACAGAGGGGGAGAUCUUUUUAAAUGCAGAAACCAUUCGUCUAGGAAAUCUGCCUGUGGGCUCCUUCUCAGCUGCUCCACCAAGCUCCCCAGCUCCUCAACAGACUGUGUAUGAGCUCUGUGCCUGUCCCAAUGGCAAACUGUACCUUUCCCCAGCUGGAGCGGGCUCCACAUGUCACUCCAGCAGCAGCAUUUGCUUGUGGCACUGACAUGCCCCUGAUGGCACCUCACACCAGAAUAGCCUUCCCUUCCUGGCCGUCUGCUACCCAGUUCUGCUCUGUUUGCCUCCCAAGGAGUCCAAGGCACUCUCAUGCUUUGCAGAGAGUCUCAGUCAAAGCUACUCAUUGGGGAGAUAGCACCAAGGUUUUGGGGGAUGCUGUUGUCUUGAGCAGAAGAUCUGGAUCCUUCUGUCCCCCGAGUGUCUUUGCUGCAUGGAGGCAAGCACAUGCUUUAAACUUUGGCAGGACCGGGAUGGAAACUGCACGUGCACACGUGAUCUAGAGACAUUCCCUCAGUAUCCCGGAGGGAGACACACUGGGAGUUGGGAAACCCUGUAUGAUAACUAACACUACUGUCUGAAAGCACAAUUUUCCAUUCAUGUUUUUGGAUGUAAACUUUUAUUCCAUAAUUUUAAAAUAUUGAAAGCAUUAUGUAAUGCUUGCUUUACUAAACAAUUAAAUUCAAUACAUGUUUUUGAGAGACAGAGAGAGAGAGAGAGAGAGAGAGAGAGAGAGAGAGAGAGAGAGAUUGAAGGGGGAGAGAGAAUCCUGCCCUGAGUAUUGUUUCUUCCAAUCCCAUCCAAUGUGUUGUUCCUCUUUGUUCAGUAUGUCUAGAACUCUACAUUAUGUCAUCUUGAGUGUGGUCAGCAAUACAACCUAUAACAAGUUAACAAGAUGCCACAAUGCUCUCCUCCAUCAGAUCUGAAUGGCCUUGUGGAAACUUUGCAGGCAAAUGGGUGUGAAGUGUUUGCUUUCAAUUGAAAUUUAUCAAAACCUAGGCUCCAAGUAAGAGAAGCCUCUUGAUGGUAUGGCGAGUAGAUCAUGCUUUUAAAGUUAUAUAGUUAUUUAAGCCUCAUUAACAGCAAAAAAAAAAAAAGUAUGAUUCCGGGAACUAGUGAACUUCAAUGGGAAUGGAAUUCCAAUGUUUCUUCUCUAUUCCCUUUAUUGUUAACUGUGUAAGGUUUCUAAGUAACCUCAAUUUACAUCGAAGGGUCCUACUCUCCCCAGCUUGCUCUCUCUCUCUCUCUUUCUCUCUGUCUCUGGAAUGUGUUUGAUGGAGCUGUUUGACUAAUCUACCACCAGAAUUCUAGACUUUUAUCACUCUCCACUACUUAAUGACUUUAUUUAAAGUAUACAUCUUUAAAGAAAAAAGAACUCUAGAAUGUUGUCAAUCAAUUUAUCAAAACCCUGCCUAAUAAGAGUGUCUUGAAAAUUGCAGGAUCGUGGAAUGUAAAACAAUAUUAAAUAUUUCCUAUUUUGGAAAGGUUGUUUGUUUAACCAAAGGUAAGUUACCUAUUUUA